Messenger RNA from Labeo rohita (rohu), 785 nucleotides. RefSeq lists its product as uncharacterized. The transcript is spliced from 6 exons. The record is from RefSeq and is a predicted model, not a curated record. NCBI's taxonomy places the organism in Eukaryota, Metazoa, Chordata, Actinopteri, Cypriniformes, Cyprinidae. The coding region runs from base 23 to 667 and encodes 214 amino acids.
GAACACACACACCGUUACUGAGAUGUCAAGACCCUUCCCAGAAGCAAGUUCAGAACAGAUGAACACACACACCGUUACUGAGAUGUCAAGACCCUUCCCAGAAGCAAGUUCAGAACAGAUGAACACAGAAACCGUUACUGAGAUGUCAAGACCCUUCCCAGAAGCAAGUUCAGAACAGUGUCACAAACAUGACUUUGUUCAUACAAAUGUAUCAUGCCUGGACAAGUGCAGAGUAUGCAUGGGAUCGGGGAUAUCAUCUUUCAAGUGGAUUGGUGUCAAAUGUAAAGAUGAGAUCCAGUUAACUGAUACUGAGGAUGACGCGGAUGGUGAAUCUGCUUGUGCCAGUGCAUUAAGCAAGCCAAAAGAGAUUUCAGCAUCAACAUCAGAAGCCUGUCUGGAUGGAGUGACUGGAAAAGCUGGACAUCCUGACACCACUAGGAAGAGAAGAAUCCAGUGGUCAAAAGCAGAAGUUGCUGCUGUGCUAAAACAUUUCAAGCACCAUAUCGCCAAAGGACAUUUGGCUUCUAAAUCUGAGUGCCUUCAGUGCAAAAAUGCUGAAGAGCCUGUCCUGAAAAACCGGUCUGUACAAAACAUCAGGGAUUUCGUGAGAAACCGAGGUGUUACACUCAAAAGAAGAAGUCUGACAGUUAGUUCGUCUGAAAGUUAGUUAAUCUGAAAGUUAGUUCAUACUUGUAGUGCUGUUUGCAGCCUAGUUGUCAGAGAUUGUUGCACCAGUUAAAACAGCUAUACAGAAAUAAUUUACAAAAGAGUCGUAAAAUCUUCAU